AUGCGUUGGACAAAAUCCAUGAACAAAAACGCAUUGCGGUCGUACUAUAGGGCGAAAGGGGAAGAAACUGUGGGAAUAGCGUAUAGGUCUCGGAUGCAUAGCUUUUUUGCUGAGCUGGAACCGUCUAUCCCCGUCACGGAACAAAACCUGGCAGACCGAGUUCGGUACAUCAUGCGCUCGAAAAUAUUUGAUGAUGCCGAACUCGAACGACUACGACGUGAGGCUAUUCCGUCGUCGAAUGAAUCGGCUAUGGCUGGAGAUGCAGCUCCACAUUCGACAGACCAGCAUCCACACGUGGAAGCCGCCAUGGACCUUCCAGUUGUGGUUGAUUCGAACGAUGAUGAAAUAGUCUCCCACGAACUAGAGCAAAUGAGGAGUAUAUUGGAAGAGGCGAUUUUGGAAACGCGCAGCACCCCUCUCGAAAAUCGACCGCGACUUCCCCCGCAUACCCUUAAGCAAGCGAAAUCGGGCUGUCGUGAGGGCUCUUAA
Messenger RNA from Parnassius apollo (apollo), 489 nucleotides. Lineage: Eukaryota; Metazoa; Arthropoda; Insecta; Lepidoptera; Papilionidae. The record is from the annotation of a GenBank genome assembly.